AUGCCGCCUGCAUCAGACCUUGUAGAUGCUAGCCACGAAAAUGAGAAUCCCAUCAAUCUCAGGUCUCCGCGCAAGCCGCGACGGGCUGGCAUUUGGGCUCUCCUCGCACUAGUGCUCCUGGUCAAUCUCGCCGCCAGCCUCUACCAGCUUCCCCUCAGCAGAGUCAUUGAACGACGCCUCUGCCGCGAGCACUACGCAGUCACAGAUCCUUCGGUGAUCGACCGAGAUGGAAACAUCGCAGAGGGUCUCUGCAAGGUGGACGAUGUUCAGCAGGGCCUUGCCUGGAUCCAAGGGACUAUGGAGACGGCGUGGAUCGUGGGUGACUUCAUCAUGACGAUUCCCUUGGGCUUUCUUGCGGAAAAGUACGGUCGGCGGUUCAUCUUAUGCCUCAAUCUCGUGCCCCGCAUCAUCUUGUUGGCGUGGGCCGUUAUCGUGGGCUACUUCGAGCAGACCUUGCCGACCAAGGCCAUGAUCGCAUCACCAUUCUUCUCGGUGCUGGGCGGUGAUUGUGUCUUCAACUCAAUCACAUACGCCAUCGCUUCCAAUAUGACAGACGACCAUGUCUUACGGGCAACGUAUUUCGGAUGGAUGAGCUCUGUGUCUUAUGUCGUCAACCUGCUUGGCCCAGCUCUCGCAUCGGCAUCUAUGAGCCUUCUUCUCUGGCUUCCGUUCUGGAUCGGAAUCGGCCUCCUUCUUCUGGCUUACCCCGCUGUUUCCCUCUUGGACGAAUCGCCUGACAGCCACCAUGACGCGGACGACCAAGCGAGACCUCUCCUCUCGUCUCCUGUCCUAAAAGCGCAAGACGCCGACUCAUCCCUCCUGAGAUCCAUCUUCCAGCGCUUCGGCGUCUUGAGGUCCAUCAUCGCAAGUUAUCCUCGCAACAUGACUCUCCUCCUCAUCAGCUUCGUCCUCACCUCGCUCGCGAGCUCGGACACGAAACUGCUUGUGCAAUACAUCUCGAAACGCUAUCACUGGACCUUCGCGUCAACGGGCUAUCUGCUCUCCGCCAAAGCUGUCGUCAACUUCACGCUCUUGACGGUCAUCAUCCCCGCCAUCCUACGAUCGAGACAGAACAGGUCACGGCACAUCCCGCCCGAGCUGGCCAGUCACCGGAUGAACAUACACUACGCCAACAUCUGCUUGGUCGUCUCUAUCCUCGGCGCUCUCGCGAUUGCCGUAGCGACCCGGAUCUGGAUGAUGGUACCCUCGCUGUUUCUUUACGCUCUCGGCUCGGCGCUGCCGGUGUUCACGCUGUCACUACUCAAGUCUCCCUUCAUCUCACCAAAGCGACACGACCAGCCAGCCAACUCUGCGGAUCCGGAGUCACACAUCUUCUCAAUUGUGAUGAUGGUCAAGACAUCAGGAUCGCUUCUAGGUGCACCGCUGAUGAUGGUCUUAUGGGUGAAGAGCAUAUCUAUCGGUGGCGCAGCUCUAGGCAUCCCGUAUCUUGUUUCAGCCAGUUGCUAUCUUGCUGCGUUGCUCGUCUUAGGUCGUAUUACAACGGAGUAG
Colletotrichum phormii is the source of this 1509-nucleotide messenger RNA. RefSeq names its product major facilitator superfamily transporter. Bases 1 to 1509 code for a protein of 502 amino acids. NCBI's taxonomy places the organism in Eukaryota, Fungi, Ascomycota, Sordariomycetes, Glomerellales, Glomerellaceae. Gene Ontology annotation, cellular component: membrane. The record is from RefSeq and is a predicted model, not a curated record. The transcript is spliced from 3 exons. Gene Ontology annotation, biological process: transmembrane transport. Gene Ontology annotation, molecular function: transmembrane transporter activity.